This is a messenger RNA of Trichoderma aggressivum f. europaeum, 1059 nucleotides long. RefSeq names its product CAZyme family GT32. Gene Ontology annotation, molecular function: alpha-1,6-mannosyltransferase activity. Gene Ontology annotation, biological process: protein N-linked glycosylation. Gene Ontology annotation, cellular component: mannan polymerase complex. The record is from RefSeq and is a predicted model, not a curated record. The coding region runs from base 1 to 1059 and encodes 352 amino acids. Lineage: Eukaryota; Fungi; Ascomycota; Sordariomycetes; Hypocreales; Hypocreaceae. The transcript is spliced from 2 exons.
AUGCUUCUCCACGAAAAGCAAGACUCCUUCUCGCCGCUGAGGCAGAUCCUCGGCCACGUCUCCCAGCGUCGCUACCGCAACUACGCCGCCGUCGGCAUCGCCCUCGUGCUGCUCUCCAUGGUCUGGCUCAGCGGCAGCCUGACCCUUCACUCGAGCAGGCAAAAGUUCCACGACGACUACGUUAGCAACCGCGUGCCCGAAUGGACCAGCCGGGUCAGCAAGUCCAACGACAGCCACCUGAUUCCCGCCAAUAUCUGGCAGAUCGUCUUGCCCAAGACUCAGCCGUUCAAGGGCGACCCGAACCACGUUCACAUAGACGCCAGACAGCUCGAAUUUACCGCUUCCUGGCUGGCCACCAACCCAGACUGGCAAUACACUCUGGUUGGCCAGAAGGGUGGUAACGAGUUCGUCGAGAGCCACUUCAAAACCAACCCCAAGAUCAUCGACACCUACCACAACAUCAGCAACGUGGGCCAAAAGUCGGAUUUCCUGCGCUACCUGCUGCUCAGCGUCUACGGCGGCGUCUACACAGACACCGACACCCUCGCCCUCAAGCCCGUCGACGUCUGGGUCCCGGAAGCCUUCCGGGGUAAAGCCCGUCUCGUGGUGGGGAUCGAAUUCGAUCGCCGUGACGGCGGCCCCUGGGCCGACAUCCCCCACUGGCUCCAGUUCUGCCAGUGGACCAUUGCUGCUGCUCCGGGCCAUCCCGUCUUUACCAGGAUGGUGAACCGCGUGCUGAACUCUCUCGACGACUUGUCGGCUCUUCACGGCGUGCCCAUCAGCCAGCUCAAGCCCGAGAGCUUCGAGGUCAUGAACUCGACGGGGCCGGCGGCCUGGACCGACAUGGUCUUUGAGCAGCUGCAGGUGUACAACCCUCUUCUCAACGACACCCAGGAUCUGUCCUUUAUGGAGGAGCCCACCCUCAUCGGCGACAUUUUGAUCCUGCCCAUUGACGGCUUCGGCAUGGGCCAGGACCAUUCGAAAAGCACAAACGACGGUAGCAUUCCCCCGACGGCCAUGAUGAGGCACAUGUUUCAGGGAUCAUGGAGAGGAGAUUAA